Molecule: messenger RNA, 3240 nt
Organism: Lolium perenne
Lineage: Eukaryota; Viridiplantae; Streptophyta; Magnoliopsida; Poales; Poaceae
Product: wall-associated receptor kinase-like 14
Biological process (GO): protein phosphorylation
Molecular function (GO): protein kinase activity; ATP binding
Source: RefSeq, a predicted model, not a curated record
CUACAACUGGUUCAUUUUCAGCAGGCAACUACACCAACCAAAAUCUCCCCCCUCUUCGUUGUGGUAGUCUCCAAGUACUGCGCACCAAGAGAUGCACCGUCCGUUCUUCGUCGUGCUCCUUGUCUUGCUCCACCAUGAAGCCAGCUACUCCUCCGCCGCCGUAGCUUCCGGCUGGUGCCGCCGCCGGUGCGGCGGCACCAUCGUCCCCUACCCUUUCGGCUUCUCCGCCGGCUGCCCCAUCGUUCUAUCCUGCGACGUCAACACCUCUACGGUGACCAUCCCAUCCAUAGGAGGAGACGACGGCACCUCGUACCGCGUCCACGGCUUCAGCUCCACCGCCUCCACUUUCGUCCUUACCCUCCCGUCGUCAUGCAGCCGCGGCGUCCCCGACGCCAGAAGAACGCUCUCCGGCGCCAACUACGGCGUCACGUCCCGCACCGGCCUGUUCCUCCGCGGCGGAUGCCGCGACAUCAACUCGACCUCGUGCACCGUGCCAGUGCCCGUCAUAUCAAGGCUGCUCCGCACAGCGCAGUGCGGCGACAACGAGACGGCGUCGGCCGCCGGCGGCGUGGUGUGCGUCGCUUCCAACUCGCCGAACGCCACGUCCGCGGGCGUUUUCCUGAAUUGGGAUAAGGCGGAUAGUGCAACAUGCGACAACGCGCUGACCUCCGUGCUGUUCGCGGAAACGCCAGAGGGGGCGGUGUCGCUGGAGUUCGGCGUGGCUGAGCUGGGCUGGUGGCUCAACGGGACGUGCCGCGGCGGCGCCGAGGGGUGCGCGGCGAACGCGACGUGCACCGACGUGACAACGCCGAGCGGGGCGCCGGGGCACCAGUGCGCGUGCGUGUCGGGGAUGAACGGCGACGGCUUCUCCGCCGGCGACGGAUGCUUCAAAGUUAAGCCGAGUUCUAAGAGGAAACUGGCUAUCAUAGUUGGAGCAGGUGUCCUCGCGGGUGUGGCGGCGGCCGGCGUGCUAAUCCUGCUCUGCAUGGUUCGACGCCGGCGCUCAGCUGGCGGCAACAAGGGCCGGCCGUGCAAAAACCGGCUGGCGGCGAUACGGCAGCUGUCUGAGGCGGCGUCGUCGAGCGGAGUUCCGGUGUACACGUACAACGAGAUGGCGCGCGCGACCAACUCCUUCUCCCACACGCACCGCCUCGGCACGGGCGCCUACGGCACCGUCUACGUCGGCAGGCUCCCGGGGAGCUCGACGGCGCCGCUCGUGGCCAUCAAGCGCCUCCGGUGCCGCCACGACGACGACGACGGCAGGUCGGUGGCGCUGCUCCUCAACGAGAUCAGGCUCAUCUCCUCCCUGAGCCACCCCAACCUGGUCCGCCUCCUCGGCUGCUGUCUCGACCGCGGCGAGCACAUCCUCGUCUACGAGCUCGUCCCCAACGGCACGCUCGCCCACCACCUCCACAACGGUGGCGACACCGGGGACACGCUGCCGUGGCGCGCGCGUCUCGGCGUCGCGGCGGGCACGGCCGCCGCCGUGGCCUACCUGCACGCCGCGCGGCCGCCCAUCUUCCACCGCGACGUCAAGUCCGGCAACAUCCUCCUCGGCGCCGAUCUCCGGCCCAAGCUGGCCGACUUCGGCCUCUCCCGCGGAGGCUUCGGGCCGGAGGACGCCUCGCGCUCGCACGUCUCCACCGCGCCGCAGGGCACGCCGGGGUACGUCGACCCGGACUACCACCAGAGCUUCCACCUCUCCGACAAGAGCGACGUCUACAGCUUCGGCGUCGUGCUGCUCGAGCUCAUCACCGCCAUGAGGGUCGUCGACUUCGGCCGCCCGCCCAGCGAGGUCAACCUCGCCUCCCUCGCGCUCGACAGGAUCGGCAAGGGGAGGGUCGAGGAGAUCGUCGACCCGGCGCUCGUCGGCCACGGCGAGGAGUGGGUCAUGGAGUCCGUCCGGCACGUCAGCGAGCUCGCAUUCCGGUGCCUGGCAUUCGACAAGGACGUCCGGCCGUGCAUGAGCGAGGUGGCCGAGGAGCUGCGCCGGAUCAGGGACGCCGCCCCCGAGUCCGGCAUAACGAGCCCAGUCGCCAACAUGGCUGACCAGGACACGACGGCAAAGAAAGCCCGGUCGCCGGUGUCGGUGCAGGACAUCUGGACCAGCGACCAGAGCUCACAGUCGACCAACGGCUCCAUGCCACGCUUUGCGUAGCUAUGCCGCUAAUUGAGCUCGCUCUCGUACACUCCAAGUAUACCAAAUGUAAUCUAAACAUUUUUUUGGUUGGGCUGAAGUGUUUCAUGAUGAAGAUUGCUGUACAGUUACGAGAUGUUGCACUAGCAGCAGCAGUUCAAUUCAGUUCAGGAACAUCACACAUUUUGAAGAGGGGGGAAUACCGACAGCAUCAUAAGAAUUAGCAACUUUGGGAUGAUCAGUGUAACAAGAUUAACACAAGAGCAGAGACUUGUGUUUUACAAACUUUGGUUUGACCAUUUCAACAAGAUUAACACAAGAGCAAAGACUUGUUUUGCAAACUUUGGUCUGAUCAUUGAUCGACACAAGAGUACACAGACUUGUUUUUGCCACAGCAUUGGUGAUACCUACAAGGGUUUUACAAGCUGCAAAAUUACACGACUUAUCCGAACUUUGUUUCCUCCACCAAUAGCGCUGGACCACACAUAGAACUUAUCCACACCAGGCUGUUCCUAUAAAUGCUGGAUCCAUGGAGACCGGACGGAGGCACCAUCUAGUCCAGAACAGCAUAACUACACUUACCAACACAGGGGUUCAGGGAGCACCUGAAGAAGAACACUACAAGAUGUGCUAUAAGGUGGAGUGCGACAAGUGCGGCAAGUUCACCUGGAAGGGAUGUGGCCAACACGUCAAGUCCAUCUAUGACGGCAUUGAGAAAGGGAAGCACUGCACCUGCAAGGAGUGGCCAGGUGUUGACGCCAAGGCAUUAGGAUCGACUUCGACAGCCAAAGAAGGUGAAGCAAAAGCCUGAAUUCAUGCACCCGUAUUGCUAGUUCUGCAACUAUUGGACUGAAGGAGAUUGCAGUUUCGAAUAAAGCUAGCUUGCCGCUGCUAUAAUAUGCUUGUAUUUGUUCCCAACUUCUUCGGUGAAGUGUGAUUCCAGUACUCUAGUAAUGUAUUCUGCAGUUAAUUGAUAACAUUAUCUUGGCUGGAGAUACAAAUCAGUGCUGGGUUCUAGAGAGAGCUGGAAAAUCUCAGCAAACUCUUUAAUCAACGACUCAUAAGCUAUAUCCAUCAGUUCUGCAUCAUUAAGUUCCCUUCCA